AUGAAUAACACUCCACAUAUAAAAAAUUUAUACUCGGAGCCUUCGAAUAAAUUAUUCGGAGAUUUAAGAAUCUGCACAAGAGCUACGGAAUCAUGUGGAAUAGCAUGUAGUACCGUAUAUUUAGCGACUCCAUGGGAAGUUGAAGGAGGUGGAAUGCUUGGGGUUAUUAGAUUAAAGGAUCAAAUUAAAAAUCCUCCAGUAAUAAAAAUGAAAGGUCAUACAGCUAACAUAUUGGAUUUAUCCUUUAAUCCAUGCUAUAGUAAAAUUAUUGCAUCAAGUUCAGAAGAUUUAACUGUUAGAAUUUGGGAGUUACCUUAUGAAGAUGAGAAUAUAACAGAAAUUACUAACCCUGCUUGUAUUUUAAAAGGACACAAAAAAAAAGUUUCAAUUAUUGAUUGGAAUCCCAUGAGUUACUAUAUUUUAGCUUCUACAGCUUUUGAUUCCUUUUUAAAUAUAUGGGAUAUAGAAAAUGAAAAAAAAGCUUUUCAAAUAAAUAUGCCUAAAAAAUUAACUUCUUUAAAAUGGAAUAUUAGAGGAAAUUUGUUAAGUGGUGCAUGUCUUAAUAAAAAUUUACAUAUCAUUGACCCAAGAAAAAAAGAAAUUUGUUUCAGUUUUGGUGUGCAUAAUGGAGGUAAGAGUGUAAAAAGUACAUGGAUUGAUGGAUUAUGUGGAGAUGAUAACUGUGUUUUGAGUACUGGUUUCUCAAAAGAUAAUAUGAGGGAAAUAAAACUAUGGGAUCUUAAAAAUACAUCAACCCCACUUACUUCUAUAUCUUUAGAUAAUGCUUCAGCACCUUUACUUCCUUUUUAUGAUGAAACCUUAGGAAUAGUUUACCUAAUUGGAAAAGGUGAUGGUAAUUGUAGAUAUUAUCAAUAUUUACAAGGUAAUAUACAUAAAGUAGAAGAAUAUAAAUCCAAUUUACCUUUUAGAUCAUUUGGUUUUUUACCAAAACAGAUGUGUGAUAUAUAUAAAUGUGAACUUGGAAGGGUUUAUAAAAAUGAAAAUAAUAAUUCCAUAAGACCUAUAUCUUUUAUUGUUCCUAGAAAAAAUUCUUCUGUUUUUCAAAAGGACUUAUAUCCUCCUAUAAUUGUUCAUGAUCCUGAGUAUGAUUCAAAGAAUUGGGUGGAUGGAGUAGAUUUAGAUAUUAAAAGAAUAGGAAUAAAUGAACUGACAAAUGAUGAUUUAAAAAUUACUAAAAAAUUUAAAAGCAUUCCUCAAUCAUUUAAAAGUAUUAUCAUACAGGAUCCCAUAGCACCUAAAAAGAGUUCCAUUAUUAGACAAUUUACAAAAAGGUUAACUUUUUUUAAAAAGAACAACGAACACGACAAUUCAUUAGAAAGCUUGAAUGGUGAUAUAAUUAUAUGUAACAACAGUUUUAAAGAAGAUGAGAUAUCAAAAAUUGAGAAAGAUAAUAAGUUUUAUUAUGAAGAAUAUGAAAAAAACAAAAAAUAUAUAAAAUAUCUUGAAAAUACUAUAAAUAACCUGAAAAAACAGAUUAAAAAUAAAGAAGACAGUACUAAAACUAAUGAAAGAGGAAACAAAAUUAAAGACAAUCUUAAUAAAUUUUUUGAUAAUGUUACGCAUAUGAAAUUAUGCAAAAAAAGAAAUAAGUUUCUAAAUGAAGAUAAUGAGACAUGGAGUCAAAAUGAAGUGGAGGAAACAAAAGAAUAUGAACAAUUAGAGCAGUGUACUUAUGAAAAUAAGGAAAUAGCUGAAUAA
This is a messenger RNA of Plasmodium gallinaceum, 1719 nucleotides long. RefSeq names its product coronin, putative. The transcript is spliced from 3 exons. Gene Ontology annotation, molecular function: actin filament binding. The record is from RefSeq and is a predicted model, not a curated record. Lineage: Eukaryota; Apicomplexa; Aconoidasida; Haemosporida; Plasmodiidae. Gene Ontology annotation, biological process: actin filament organization. The coding region runs from base 1 to 1719 and encodes 572 amino acids.